CCCUUCCUGGCCUUUGGUCAGUUCGCGGUGGGUGCGCGCGGUGCCGGGCGGACGGACGGCAUCGGCGUCCGCGGUGGAGCGCGUUUCGCGUGGCGGAGCGUGGUUGCUAGGGACACCUGAGGUCGCCCGCUCGCCCAGCAGGCGCAGCGAGGGAUCAGCGCGGAGCCGGCGCCAAGCCGCGGUGAAGCAGGGUACUCUAGAAUACUGCAGCUGUGAGGCCCAGCAUUGAAAGUGAUGAAUUGCUGAGCACUGAAAGUGAUGAACUGCUGACUAGCGCUUGGUAGGCCUCCAGUGAGGUGGUGGCUGCUGAUGCAGUGUGGUUGGGAAGAGGAGGAGUGCCCUGGAGACUUCACACAAGCUGACGGAUUCAAGGAUGCAGUUGGUGCUAGAGGUGUGUGUCACCUUACGUGAGCCAGGCCAUGAGGCCAUGUUGCCAUGAUGUGGGCCCCUCAUGGCCUCAGCAGGAACAGAGCACUACAGUAUUGGCCUGCGCCGAGGAAACAGCUUCAAGCAGAGACAUCCCUCAGGCACAGUAUCUGCUUCACCACCUGAGAAACCCUCAGAGGUCAAACUCUGUUCUCAAGCCCACCAGCAGGUGAAGCCAAUCUGGAAACUGGAAAGGAAGCACGUAGGCACACUGUCAGCAGGGCUGGGCACCAGUCUCUUGGGAGUCCAACCCCAGUCAACCUAUUUCUUUUGCCCUAGCACUUUAUGUAGCUCUGGGACCACAGCCGUCAUUGCAGGCCACAACAAUCCCUGUUACCUGCAAUCUCUCCCUGACUUGUUCAGCAAUACUCUGCUGUACCGCCGUACCAACGUGAGGCAAAAACCCUACCAGCAACUGGAAUCUUUCUGCUUGCGUUCCAGCCCAUCAGAGAAAAGAUCCUUUUCUCUCCCUCAGAAGGGUCACCCUGUCAGUGUCACUGCCAGUAAAGCCACAUCUUCUACAGUCUUUCCCAUGGCCCAGCCCAUGUCAUCUUCACCCACCGAUCCAUACCUCUCAUUGGCAGCAGCUGGGGAAAAUCCUUCAAGGAAGAGCCUGUCCUCUGCCAUCUCAGGGAAGAUUGCAUCUCCAAUGUCCUCCUAUAGGCCAAUGCUGAACAAUAACUCCUUCAUGAGGCCAAAUAGCACUAAAGUGCCCUUAUCACAAGCCACAGAUGGCCUGAAGCCAGUAUCCUCACCCAAGAUCCAGCCUGUCUCCUGGCAUCAUUCAGGGGGUACUGGAGACUGUGUGCCCCAGCCUAGUGACCAUAAGGUGCCCCAAAGCAUUGGCACUGUUUUAGAUGAUGUCACUGCCCCUAUGACCCCAUCUUCUCCUAGCACCCUCAACAUAUCCUCAGCCAGUGUUGCCUCUUCCCACUGCAGUCAGAGUAAUUUUAGGAUGGAGGCACAUCCCUGUGGCCUGGAUGAAAACCUGGAUUCCCAGAGUGCUACUAAAGAGGUACGCUUCACUGAGGCUGUGAGGAAGUUGACUGCAAAAGGCUUUGAGAAGAUGCCACGACAAGGCUAUCAGUUUGAACAGGCUUGUUUUGUGAACCCCAGCUUCCAGUGGGGUCUUCUCAACAGAAGCAGGCGGUGGAAGCCUAUGAUGGGCCAGCGGUUUCCUCAGGAGGAUAUUGGAUUGGACAGUGAAAUCAUUCCUGGUGCCUCAGACACCUUGGGGUUGGACAGUCCAGUCUUUUGUACCAAAAGGAUCAGCAUUCACCUCCUUGCCUCACAUGUCCAUGGGCUUAACCCCAGCCCUACCUGUGGGUCUGUAGCUGACCCCCAAGCACUUGGAGAAGACAGAGCUCCUGUUCCCUCUUCCCUCCAGCCUCUUGGUGUAGCUGAAGUGGCCACUCACCUUUCUUCUGUCCAUCUUGGCCAGCCUGGGAAGGAGCCUGAGAAAGCCAAGAAGCUGAAUUCAUAUGCUAGGAGUAGUCGUUCAGCUACUGACCUCCGGCCAAACCAGGUAGAGCCUGAAGAUACAGAAGAUGAACUAAGAGAUGGUUUGGAAGAUAGCUGCAGCCAUGAUGAGAAUGAAGAAGAGGAGGGAGACUCAGAGUGCUCUUCUUUAAGUAUUGUCUCCCCCAGUGAGUCGGUGGCAAUAAUAUCCCGGAACUGUGUGGAUUUAAUGUCCAAAUCCCUUUCCAAUCAUGAGAAAGUUGUACGGCCAGCCCUCAUCUACAGUCUCUUCCCCAAUGUGUCCCCUACCAUCUAUUUUGGAACUCGGGAUGAAAGAGUGGAGAAACUUCCCUGGGAACAGAGGAAACUACUCCGGUGGAAGAUGAGCACAGUGACCCCUAACAUUGUCAAGCAGACCAUUGGACGGUCACACUUCAAAAUCAGCAAGAGAAAUGAUGACUGGCUGGGCUGCUGGGGUCACCACAUGAAGUCUCCUGGUUUUCGAUCCAUUAGAGAGCAUCAGAAGCUAAACCACUUCCCAGGCUCCUUCCAGAUUGGGAGGAAGGACCGGCUGUGGCGGAACCUAUCUCGUAUGCAGAGCCGUUUUGGCAAGAAGGAGUUCAGUUUCUUUCCCCAGUCUUUUAUCCUGCCCCAGGAUGCCAAGCUUCUACGCAAAGCCUGGGAGAGCAGCAGCCGCCAGAAAUGGAUUGUGAAGCCACCAGCAUCUGCUCGAGGCAUUGGCAUUCAGGUCAUUCACAAAUGGAGUCAGCUCCCCAAGCGCAGGCCCCUCCUGGUACAGAGGUAUCUACACAAACCCUACCUCAUUAGUGGCAGCAAAUUUGAUCUUCGGAUCUACGUUUACGUUACUUCUUACGAUCCUCUGCGGAUUUACCUCUUUUCGGAUGGACUCGUCCGCUUUGCCAGUUGCAAGUAUUCCCCUUCCAUGAAGAGUCUUAGCAACAAGUUCAUGCACCUGACCAACUACAGUGUCAAUAAAAAGAAUGCAGAGUACCAGGCCAAUGCUGAUGAGACUGCCUGCCAGGGCCACAAAUGGGCAUUGAAGGCUUUGUGGAACUAUCUGAGCCAGAAGGGAAUUAAUAGUGAUGCCAUUUGGGAGAAGAUAAAGGAUGUUGUUGUCAAAACCAUCAUUUCGUCAGAGCCCUAUGUGACCAACCUACUGAAGUUGUAUGUGCGGCACCCCUAUAGCUGCCAUGAACUCUUUGGCUUUGACAUCAUGCUGGAUGAGAACCUGAAGCCCUGGGUCCUAGAAGUCAACAUUUCCCCAAGCCUCCACUCCAAUUCUCCCCUGGACAUUAGCAUCAAAGGCCAGAUGAUCCGAGAUCUCCUGAACCUGGCAGGCUUUGUCCUGCCCAACGUGGAGGAUAGCAUUUCCAGUUCCAGCAGCCCUAGCAUCUCCAGUAGCUCCAGCACCAGCCUGCCAAGCUCUCCUAGGGACAAAUGUCAAAUGACUUCAGAGCAUUUCACUGCACAGAAGAUGAAGAAAGCUUAUUACCUGACCCAGAAAAUUCCUGACCAGGACUUUUAUGCAUCUGUGCUGGAUAUCCUGACACCAGAUGAUGUUCGGGUUCUGGUCGAGAUGGAAGAUGAGUUUUCUCGUCGUGGUCAAUUUGAAAGAAUUUUUCCUUCUCGAAUCUCUUCUCGCUAUCUUCGUUUUUUUGAGCAGCCACGAUAUUUCAACAUUCUCACAACCCAGUGGGAACAGAAGUACCAUGGAAACAAGCUCAAAGGUGUAGAUCUGCUUCGGAAUUGGUGCUACAAAGGCUUCCACACAGGAAUCGUCUCUGACUCAGCGCCACUGUGGUCUCUACCAACAUCGCUCAUGACUGCCUCAAAGAGUGAUGGGACACCCAGUGCCACCAGCAAAUCAGAGCACAGCAAGUCAAGAAAGCAAAGCUGCUCCGAGGGAAACAUGGUGUCCUCUGAAAAUAGGACCACACCUAAGCCUCAGAAGAGUCAAGGUGGCCUAUCCCCCAUAUCUAGGAAGACUUUGUCCUCAAAGAACAAUGAGGACACCAGCAAAGCGUUCAGCCACUCUACCCAGGUGCUACCUGUGCUCAAGUACUCCAGACUUUCGGCUUCUUCUACUUCCCAGUCAGCCGGCGGCUCCCUCCUCACUGCUGUGAGCCUAUGACUGCUUUCCUGCCCAGGGCACUCAGCUACCUCAAGGGAACCAGCCUGCUGACCAGCCUGAGCCUCCUCCUCCACUUGGCCCUUCAUCAGAGUAUUUUUUCAAGUGGUUCUAUUGUAGAUAUGGGCAUCUGGAGGAGUGGUGGUGAUGGGAGAAGGUGAGGAAGGUCCACCCUCUGUCACCUUACUGCCUGGCUGGCACUUCAUAUCUCAGUAGAGAAGCCAGUGUCAUACAGCCAAGCAACCUUAUAAAGCAGGGUUUGGUUUCUACUCAGAGAGCCAUGUGUGAUUUAUUUGAGGCCCUGGUGUAGGGCUUGAGUUGUAGCUCAAGAGGAGAAAG
This is a messenger RNA of Acomys russatus (golden spiny mouse), 4372 nucleotides long. It is a transcript of the gene Ttll4, whose product is annotated as tubulin tyrosine ligase like 4. The record is from RefSeq and is a predicted model, not a curated record. Bases 452 to 4036 code for a protein of 1194 amino acids. Gene Ontology annotation, cellular component: cilium. The transcript is spliced from 20 exons. Lineage: Eukaryota; Metazoa; Chordata; Mammalia; Rodentia; Muridae. Gene Ontology annotation, biological process: microtubule cytoskeleton organization; protein polyglutamylation. Gene Ontology annotation, molecular function: tubulin binding; tubulin-glutamic acid ligase activity.